AGAAUAUUCAGCAAGGAAGCAUUUGAAUGCUCAUUUGAGAAAUGUGCAUAAAAUUCAGCCAGGUGAAGAAGGUACGAUAAAGUGCUCAAAAAGUGACUGUAGCUUUAAAUGCAAUUUCUUGGCUAAGUUGCGCCUACAUGUGGAGCAGGAGCACAUGGUUGAGAUGGUAAAAGAAAUUAGUGAAUUUCAAACGAAGGACGACUUUAUGAAGUGGAAGUCUGAGGAGGAGAGAGAAACAAAAAGUAGUUUUGUCUCUAGUUAUGGCACUAAGCGUUUAAAGGAUGGCACUGCAAAAACCACCUUUGUAUGCCACAGAAGUGGCACAUUUUCUUCGAAGUCAGGUGGCAAAAGGUUGUGUAAGUCCCAGGGCACUUGCAAGAUGGGAAACCAUUGCGUUGCUGCCAUAGAGCUUCACGAAGAAGAAAGUGGAAUCUGUAGUGUCAUUUACUACAGAACCCAUUUCGGCCACGACCAGAACAUUGCUUUUCUGCAUCUCAGUGGUUCUGAUAGAGAAGCCAUCGCUGGUAAAAUUGCUGAGGGGGUCACUUUCCAGAGAAUUCUGGAUGAUGUGCGGGACUCAGUUCAUUCCAGCGGAGUGGAGAGGCUGCAUCUCCUGACUCGACAUGACCUUCAUAACAUUAAGAGAGACUUCGCCAUUGUUGAUGAUCAACAGCAUAACGUUGAUGAAGUCAGUGUUGGUAUGUGGUUGGAGAAAAUGAAAGACUGUGUUCUCCUCUAUAAGAAAGAAGGCGAGGCCAGGGAAGAUUUUGAUAGGACUGACUCGGUGAUAGUGUUAAUGACUGACUACCAGAAGCAGUUAUUACAGAGAUUUGGACAAAAUAUUGUAUGUGUAGACUCCACACAUUGUACAAAUGUUUACAAACUGUUGGUGACCACAUUGUUGGUGGUAGACGAUUUUGGUUCAGGUAUGCCUGUAGCAUUCUGUGUUUCAAAUCGGGAGACUACUUCCAUAAUGACUCAUUUCUUUAGUGCUGUGAAAGAGAGAGCUGGCAUUAUAAAAACGUCUGUAUUCAUGUCCGAUGACACUAAUACUUUCCGUAGUGCGUGGUCACGAGUCAUGGGACCUGCAGAAAAUAAUCUACUGUGUGCUUGGCACAUAGACCGCAGCUGGCGGAAUAAUUUGAAAAAAGUCCAUGGCAGUGAAGAAAAGAAAGCGCUUGUGUACAAAGCUCUUCGUACAUUGCUUGAAGAAGUGGACAUAGACAAUUUUAAUGAGCUGCUGGAAUCGUUCGUCAGGCAGCUUCAAGCAGAUGAAGUGUCAAUGACGUAUGCAUUACAUUCAAGUGCCACAUUUACACCAAGUGAAGCAACGGUGACAGAAGAGGCUUCUGCCAUUUUGUGUUCACUGCAAACAAAUACUGAUGAUCACGAGAACACAUCUCUGGCCCGAGAACUAGUGUCCACAUAUCAAAUUUUGAUUAACCGUGUCAGUUCAGGUAAAGUGUCCACAGAAAUCCUGAAGUCACUACAGAAGGAUGCAGCUCAUUCGCUGUCACUUUUUCAAUCAGACUGCAGGGAAGCUUCACGACCCCCCAGCAACGAGAAGGUAAAAGUGCAACGAAGACAUGGUAAAUGUAACAAACAGCCAAAGGGCAGUUUGAAGAAACCAACUCUUGCUGAAAAAGAAAAUAUUGUUUCAGCACUGAGGCAGCCUGAAAGUGAAAUAUUAAAUGUUCACGUAGAUUCUGACCAUAAUUACUGUCGGUACUAA
This is a messenger RNA of Schistocerca nitens (vagrant locust), 1732 nucleotides long. RefSeq lists its product as uncharacterized. Lineage: Eukaryota; Metazoa; Arthropoda; Insecta; Orthoptera; Acrididae. Bases 155 to 1732 code for a protein of 525 amino acids. The record is from RefSeq and is a predicted model, not a curated record. The transcript is spliced from 4 exons.